AUGAUGUACCUGGGCAGCUUCGUGCAGACCUUCUUCCGCCCAGCAGGGCAGGGCACAAUAAUCGGCAACCCGCGUCUACCACUGGAGCUUGAGCGCGAGAUAUUCGAGCUAGCAGCGCUGGCAAAUCGUCGGGACAUCCCGGCUUUGCUGCGCGUUGCGCACCACGUUUGCGACUGGAUAGAGCCGCUACUCUAUACAUCCAUCGAAAUCAACAAACCCUCCGCGGUAGUCUUGCACAACCUCCAACACACCCGCCCCCCGCCAUGUAUCGCUGCAGUGCGCCAAAUAAUCGUCUACGAGCCCGACGCCAUACUCGACUUAGCCUCCUUCCUGUCUUGCUGUGUCCGUGUGACGCACGUAGCAAUCACACCAGUUGGAAGUGGGUAUGGACAGGGGCUUCCUCUCCUACUUCAGAAGCUCCCACGGCUCCAGCGACUGGUGUUAUCCUUCACCCACGCGUUCCCAGACGAAUCGGAGGCGUAUCCGCACCUCCCACAUGUGACACAUUUAGAACUCCUUGACGAGCUGGCCCCCACCCAGACAACCCGCCUUGCGGCGUUUGUUGGUGGGUUCCCGGCGCUGACUCAUCUGGCGCUCAACCACCACUCCCCGGCUGCCGAAGAUGCCCUUCUUACUGCGCUGCUUAAUCGGCGCACGUGUCCGCAGCUGCGCGUGCUGUGCUGCAUCUCUCCGGGCGAAACCGAGGUUCGCGCGCUGGCAAUGCUUCUCGAGCUCAAAUACCCUUCGCCGCCUAGCACCAGCCCGCUGCGCGAUCGGCGUCUCGUGCUGGUUGACUAUGGCUGGUGGUUCGAGGGGGCGAUGCUCCCAGCUGCAGGGAGGAAAACAUACUGGGACAAGGCCGAUGUGUUUGUGGAAAGAAAGGCGAGGGGAGACGUUGAACCAUUGGCGUUGUCGGUGUUUUCUUAG
This is a messenger RNA of Mycena indigotica, 927 nucleotides long. RefSeq lists its product as uncharacterized. The transcript is spliced from 3 exons. The record is from RefSeq and is a predicted model, not a curated record. Bases 1 to 927 code for a protein of 308 amino acids. Lineage: Eukaryota; Fungi; Basidiomycota; Agaricomycetes; Agaricales; Mycenaceae.